Messenger RNA from Pyricularia grisea, 2566 nucleotides. RefSeq lists its product as uncharacterized. Gene Ontology annotation, biological process: copper ion import; intracellular iron ion homeostasis; iron ion transport. The transcript has 3 exons. Gene Ontology annotation, molecular function: ferric-chelate reductase activity. Bases 122 to 2443 code for a protein of 773 amino acids. Gene Ontology annotation, cellular component: plasma membrane. The record is from RefSeq and is a predicted model, not a curated record. NCBI's taxonomy places the organism in Eukaryota, Fungi, Ascomycota, Sordariomycetes, Magnaporthales, Pyriculariaceae.
CUUUGAUAUCCUUCAUAAAGUCUGGGCAAGUGCCACUAUAGAAAGCUUCUUUCGACUCGAGGGCCUUUGGUGGUCAGCAAUUCGAGUCCUACUACUAACUAGUUUUGCCGCGCAAAACAUCAUGGUACACACUAUCACGCCCUUACGGGCAUUUCUUGUCAUUUCCUUGAUUUCCAUACCGUCAACAAUUUUUACUCAUGCAGCAACUGGUAUCGUCGGCUAUGGGAUCGACAUAUUCCCCGAUCUCUGCUGCCAAUCAUGUUACGAUUCACUUUCCACACUCUACCUCAGCUGCACCACUUUUGACAACAGCAGCUCGAUGGCUGGUAUGGACAUGAGCGGGAUGGACAUGAGCAUGUCCAUGGCAGUCACAAGCGAUGCUUGCCGUGCCUCAAAUCAACCAUGGCUUCAGACGAUGGCUUAUUGUAUCCAGCAGGGAUGCGAUGCAGUCGGCUUUCCCGCAGACAAGCAGGAACAAUGUUUUGCUACGCGGGCCGUUGCUGGCUCCUCCCAGCCCUCCUUCGAGGAUAGCCUUCCGAGUUCAGCCCCGGUUGUAGAGGUUGCAUCUAAUGCUACAUGGCUCAACGUCACAAGUCUGGUGAAUGCAGCGCUGUAUACGUCCACUUACGGAACGUACCAGGAGUUUGCCAGGGAAGAGGGACUGCAUUCCACUUAUUCACUAGUCAUCAUUCUCACGAUGAUCGGCAUGUUAACCGUCUAUGGACUUUGGGUGCAGCUGGGUAGCUCCAUUCCUGGCCUCGCUAAACCAUUGGAGAACAAUCCCAUCUCGCCGUGGAUCCAACAGCAUCUCGUCAUUCGUCCAUUUCUAGGCUCGCGCCGCCUUGAGCCUCUACCUGGCCAGUUGGGAUAUUCCCCGAGACGGAUUCUCGGCAUCUUCAUCGCGCUCUAUGUUAUACUCAACGUCGUUCUUUGUUCCGUCUCGUUUGGCAGCUUCCAGCCCAACAUCUAUUUCAUGUCCCGCGGCUUUGAGUUGUGUGAAUAUGUAGGCAACCGAUCGGGUAUUCUCAGCUUUGUCAACAUGGCCAUCGCCAUAUUGUUCGCCGGAAGAAACAACAUCUUCAUCGCCUUGACCGGAUGGAGCCACGCCACCUUUUUGGUGCUUCACCGUUGGACGGCGCGGAUUGCUGCCCUUCAGGCCGUCGUGCACUCCAUCGUAUAUACGAUAGCGUACUUUCAACCAGGUUACAGCGGCGCAGCUGCAUAUGCCGAAAAGACGACUGAGCCUUUCUUUCAAUGGGGUAUCGUCGCCACAGUGGCCAUGUGCCUGGCAGUCGGCCUAGCCAUCUUACCCCUCCGGGCGAGAUUUUACGAAACCUUCCUCUUUCUCCACAUCUCCCUAGUCGUGAUAAGCCUUGUCGGCUGCUGGUACCACAUCGUGCCGCACUUUGGCCUCGACUACGGCUACCAAGUCUGGCUUUACAUCGCAUUUGCCUUUUGGUCUGCCGACCGACUGGCCCGCAUCGUCAGAGUCCUCUUUUUCAACCGUCUCGGCCAGUCCGAGGCGAUCGUCGAAGCCGUCCCGGGUACAGACCUCAUGCAAGUCACCUUCUUCCCGCGAACCAUGUCCGGCUUCGGCCCGGGGCAGCACACCUUCCUCUACAUUCCUCAACUGGGCAAGCCCUGGGAGAACCAUCCUUUUACCAUUGCCGGCUGGACCGCUCCGAAGCAAGCGUCCCCGCCAAACUCCUCCAGCGAUGCCGUCCCCUUUGACUCGAGCCCAGCCGAGGAAGCCAAAUCCGGAAUGAAGGCUACGACAUACAGCGACCAGAGCCCGUCCGUCCCGUCGAUCCGCGUCCUCGUCCGCACGCACUCUGGCGCCACCGCCGCGCUGCAGAAGAAACUCCUGGCGACCGCGCCUGGAUCGCGUAUGGGGGUUUCUGUUUACAACGAGGGCCCCUACGGUGGCCACCGAGCUAAUCUCAAUCCUUUCGUGGCUGCCGAGACUGUCCUGUGUAUCUUGGGAGGCAUCGGUGUCACCAGCGCGCUUGGGUUUCUGCAGUCAUAUGUCGAAAGUCGUGGCGAUGGUCAGCCAGCCCAGGGCGACAAGAGGCUGAUGAAGAAGACGACUCGGUUCAUCUUUGCUUGGUCGGCUAGGGAGGCUGGGCUGAUUCAGUAUGUCAAGGACAACUACUUGACUGAUGUUGAGGGUGUCGAGUAUAGACUUUGGUGCACUGGCCCCGUCGAGGGCGCAGAACAGCCGGAAGGUUCGGCAAAGACCGUCUCUGGUAAAACGGAUGUUUCUGCCACCUCUGGGAGAAUGGAUAUUGGUGCGGUGCUGCAGGACAGCCUGGAAGAAGGUGUUUCCACCACUGUCAUGUGCUGCGGGCCGGGUGGUAUGCUGGAUGAGACUACCAGCCAAGUUUCUCGGUACUUGGGACAGGGAUACAAGGUCAAGAUGGUGGAGGAACUUUAUACUUGGUAGCAAGGUAGUGCCCUGAACGAACAUGACUUUUACAAAUGACCAGAUUGAGAGUGACGUGGCUCCAAGGCGGGUCAGUCAAGAUAUCGUAGAUUUAGUAGCAAUUCUAUCAUAAUAGUAACUGUA